AAUUUAUGUUGUGUAGUUCAAAUUAAGAAAAUACCUCAAUGAAUAAAUUGAUUUCUUAAGUUUCCGAUUUUUCUUUUGAUCCAGAGGUACUUAUAUAUCAAAAUAAAAAUUAGUUUGAAAUAUAUGCGGAUUAUUAUCAUAAAAAAAUAGCUUAAGUAACAAAUCAAGGAUCAGUUCGAAUUUUUGAAUUGAUAAAUAAAAAUAAUAAGCAAAUUAAAAGGUUGAUAGCAGAAUUCUAAGCGUAUGAUAUCAUUAAUGAAGCCAUUAGGGUUAAAUAAUUUCAUUAUCAUGGUUAAGUCCAAAAUAUGAAAAUUUGAUUGCUACUUGUGGUUUAGAUAACAAAAUAAAAAUUUGGAAAGAAUAAGCAAAUUAAUGGAAAAUUGAAAAAUAGAUAUUACUAAGUCAUUCCUAAGCUAAUAUAAUUUAAUGGGCAGAUAAUAAAUUUAUUUUAGCAGCAGGAUAUAAUAAUGGAUAUUUAGAAGUAAUCGAAGGCUAAGAAUAUAAAGUUACUAAUACUAAUGCUUAUAAUUAAUCAUUAUUUUGCUUAGAUUGGUUAAAAAGUGAAUAAGAAUAAAUUAUAGCAACAGGAGGUAUAAGCGAUAAUCAAUCAAUUGUAAAAAUUUGGAAUGUCUUAUCAGAUUAAUAAACUAUUAUUGAUAAAGUCUAUGAAUACUAAUGUUUAUAGAAAAUAAGACAUGUAAAAUUUGCACCUCAAAUUUUUAACUAAGAACUUUAAUUAGCUAUCAGCUAUGGAAAUUUUUUAGAUAUUUUGACUUUAAAUUAUAAUACAGAAUUUAUUAAACCUGUAACAUUAUAAAAGAAAUAAUAAAUACAAUUAAAUGUAAAAAUUAACUUAAUGUAGAAUGUUUGCUAAAAAAUAAGUUGGUCAAUUUUAGGAAAUGAACUUACUAUUUAUUUUGAUAAUUAAAUGCAUCAAUUUUACUAAAGUGAAGAAAAUGAAUAUCUAAAAUAAAAUUGA
Messenger RNA from Paramecium sonneborni, 979 nucleotides. The record is from the annotation of a GenBank genome assembly. Lineage: Eukaryota; Ciliophora; Oligohymenophorea; Peniculida; Parameciidae.